AUGUCAAUCCUAGUCCUCCCUCCAGAAGUAAUUGAAGCCAUCGCGGUGAACACUGUAGUUGCUGGUUUCCCAACUACCAUUGCUGCAUUUGCCCAGACAUGUCGCACCAUCCGUGCUAUUAUCUAUAACACAUCUGAUCACCAGUUAUGGCGUGAGGUGUUCCUCGCUGUUUUCGAUGAUCCACGUGCAUGUCACUACAUUGACACUGCGGAUUUCGAUUGGGGAUCCGAGUUCAAGCGACGGACCUGGGCCGCGGGAUAUCUGUGCACGCAUACAUGCCUGCUGCCCGUGCAAAAGCCACACGCGUUGCGCUCGCGCACGACAGCGAUCGAACACCCAGAACUGCCUGACACGUCACCCGCGGAGAAUGCACGUCUUCUAUACACACUGCUUUCUGUGAUCAAGACCAGUGCCCCAGCAAGCUCGCCGCACGGUUUUGAAGACCUGCACAGUCUCACCCACGCACAUAACCUUCCCUAUACGCACCAGCACACCCCGUUGAUCGUCCUCCCUGCAUUCCAUGGCCCGUCUCUUAACGUGGAAUGGUUGCGCACAACGCUCGAGCGUGGCUUGCCCCCCUCUAUCAUCGCUAAAGUGUCAGGGGAGUUUUUCGACGAAACGUGGCUCGUGACUCCAGAAGCACAAGCCUUGUGCCAGCUGAUCUGUUGCACUGGAUUCAUGCCUGUGCCUCAAUUACAGGAAGAGCCGGAAUCCGGCAGUACCUCUUCGUCUACUAAACGUAAAGCCAAGCGUAAAUCUCGCAAAAAAGCAAAUCAAGCACCACUAGAUAUGAGCGUCGACGCGCAGCAGAAACGCGCACGCUACCGUGCGCGCGAGCGGGUAUACGAUCUCAAUUAUCUGAAACGGCGCAGGCAUUGGGGCCCGUUCCGCCCUGUCAUGCCCUCUGCUCUUCCUCCACCAUCAUCAUCUUCUCCAUCGGCAGACGCAAAUCCCGACAGAAAUGUGCUGUACACGAUGCUUGACCCAUCGGACCUCGAUUCGUCCUCGUCCGACUCAGACUUCGUGCCGAUGGACGACCCGAGGCGCCAGUCCUCUGCGACGCCACCCUCUGAGCCCGAGCCGGACUUCUCCGCGCCGUUGAGGAAGCGACGCGAGCCUACCGCGGCACAGCUCUUGCCAGACUGGACGUGGCUGGCUGCCGCACGCAUCAUCUGUGAGGCGAACAUGCGCACGCAAGGCCCUGCACAAGACAACGUCGAAGAGCUGUGUCAGUGGGAUGGGGUCCGCGAAUACGCGUGGAUCCAUACAACCGAGGGGAAAGACCCCGCUGAGGAAGAUGUGACAGCUCAGGGAAAGGCGACCCAGGUGAGAGACGAGGAAGUGCAAGGGUGGGACUGGGCAGGCGUUGAGGGUGUUUGGAGGCGCUGCGUAUCCUGGCUUGACUACACAGAUCUCAUAAAUCAUAACAACGUUGGAGAAUUUGAUGAUCCCGACCUGGAGGAGGCGAUGCUAAUUGUGCCACUGCGCCUCCGCAUUGUGGGCUAUGGCCCUCCCGCAAUUCCUACUCAUGUCGACCGCCCAACGAUUAAAGUGGAGGGCGAAAUGGGUGGGGCAGGUUGGGUCGGCGUUCCAGAGGUAAAUGACGAUGUGCGCAAAAUCCAUGGAACAGUUUCCACGAUCGCAGAUGGCAGCAUUCGGUGGAGCCUUUAUUCGUCACAUGAGGACUCGAACACAGACCAAUGGGUCUCUGAGGCAAUCCAGGUUGGCGGAGUCGGUUCGGCGAUGGGCGUACUUGGGAUGUGGACUGGUGCAUUCCACGAGGAUGACGACCCACUAGGAGCGUUCUGGGCGUGGAGGGUUGCUUGA
Messenger RNA from Sparassis crispa, 1827 nucleotides. RefSeq lists its product as hypothetical. NCBI's taxonomy places the organism in Eukaryota, Fungi, Basidiomycota, Agaricomycetes, Polyporales, Sparassidaceae. The record is from RefSeq and is a predicted model, not a curated record. The coding region runs from base 1 to 1827 and encodes 608 amino acids. Gene Ontology annotation, molecular function: protein binding. The transcript has 7 exons.